Messenger RNA from Microcebus murinus (gray mouse lemur), 2198 nucleotides. NCBI's taxonomy places the organism in Eukaryota, Metazoa, Chordata, Mammalia, Primates, Cheirogaleidae. The record is from RefSeq and is a predicted model, not a curated record.
GCGGGCUCCUUAGAGCGCCGAACAGCUUUGGCCGAAGGACCAUGAGAGGGCCGGAGCCGGGUCCCGAGCCAACGAUGGAGGGGGACGUGCUAGACACACUGGAGGCACUAGGGUACAAGGGACCACUGUUAGAAGAGCAAGCCCUUACUAAGGCAGCAGAGGGUGGACUAUCUUCACCUGAAUUUUCAGAGCUCUGUGUUUGGUUAGGCUCUCAAAUAAAAUCAUUAUGCAACUUGGAAGAAAGUAUCACUUCAACUGGGAGAGAUGAUCUAGAGAGCUUCCAGCUUGAAAUAAGUGGUUUUUUAAAAGAAAUGGCAUGUCCGUAUUCUGUACUCAUAUCAGGAGAUAUUAAAGACCGUUUAAAAAAGAAGGAGGACUGUUUGAAACUUCUAUUAUUUUUAAGUACAGAACUUCAAGCCUCACAGAUAUUACAGAACAAGAAAUGUAAAAAUUCUCAAUUAGAUAAAAAUAGUGAAAUUCAUCAGGAAGUUCAAGCUAUGUGUGAUACCCUUGGUGUACCCAAGUCAACAACUUCUGACAUUCCACUUAUGCUAAACCAAGUGGAAUCAAAGGUGAAAGAUAUUCUCUCAAAAGUCCAGAACAAUCAUGUGGGAAAGCCACUGCUGAAAAUUGAUUUAAAUCCGGAACAGGCGCAACAGUUGGAAAGAAUCAAUGAUGCUCUUUCCUGUGAAUAUGAGUGCCGCCGGCGAAUGUUAAUGAAACGACUAGAUGUGACAGUACAGUCCUUUGGAUGGUCUGAUAGAGCAAAGGUAAAAACAGAUGACAUAGCAAGGAUUUAUCAGCCUAAGCGUUAUGCUUUGUCCCCCAAGACAACAAUUACAAUGGCACAUCUGCUUGCUGCUCGUGAAGAUCUAUCCAAGAUCAUUAGGACAAGUAGUGGCGCUAGCCGGGAGAAGACAGCAUGUGCCAUUAAUAAGGUGCUGAUGGGAAGGGUGCCUGACAGGGGAGGACGGCCAAAUGAAAUUGAACCACCGCCGCCUGAAAUGCCCCCUUGGCAAAAGAGACAAGAAGGCGGCGGAAGGGGUGGUUGGGGUGGUGGAGGUGGUGGUAGAGGAGGAGGUGGUGGGGGUGGAAGAGGAGGCUGGAGGGGUGGAGGGUGGGGAUGGGGUGGGGGAGGAGGAGGGUGGGGAGGAGGAGGUGGUUUCCAAGGCAGGGGAGAUUAUGGUGGGAGGGGAGAUUAUGGUGGAAGGGGAGGCUAUGGUGGAAGAGGGGGUUAUGGUGGAAGAGGUUAUGGAGAUCCAUAUGGAGGAGGAGGUGGUGGUGGUGGUGGAUAUAGAAGAUAUUAAAAAUCACAAAAAUUAGAUAGCAGUGCUUACUUCUGGAUACAUUAGACAUAGUGUUCUAAAUAACACUUGAAUAUCAUCUUUGAAGUAAACACCAUGUUAGACUCCCUGAUGGUAUCAUUCUUGAAUUGGGUUAAUAUGUAAUAACAUUGUUUUAUACUACCAGUUGAUCUCUUAGAUGAAGUGAUAAUUUUUCCAUAUCUGUAUCCUUAAGCAUGUCGUGACUUUUUAAAAAACAAAAAAGGAACAAAAAUUAUUUUUAAAAAUGUAAAUAUUUAUUACCAUCAAACUUGGAAAAUGGAAAGUAUUUUAUUGUCAUGAUUAAAUUUAGACUGUUACCUGUAUUUUGUUCAGGUUUGAAACACAUAAAUGACCCCACCUCUAAUGGAAAGGAAUAUAGACUCUUGCCUCUUCUGUAUUCCUGUGGAUGUGUUUUGUGUUUUUUAAUUUUACUUUAUAAAAUAGGGAAAGGAACUGAUAGUUGUGUCCAAUAGGUAGUUAUCGUUAUUUGGUUUUUUCUAUUAUAGGAAGAGAUUCCUUUGACCAGGUUUCUGUUAAAGUUCUAUUAAUUGAAGCCCAAGUUUGCUUUUUACUGUGCAUAUUUGAUUUAUUUUCUAAUUGGAUUUGAAAUCUAUGAGAUUUUGUUUGAGAAAACAAAGUUUAAGAUUGAGGUCAGAAUUUAACAGGACAAAGAUAUGUUCUAAUUUUACAUGAUGGUGUGAAAAAUAUUCUUGUAAACGGGUCUCUUCAUCAUUUAUGCCCUCACUUUUGAUAUCUGAAUGUUAAAAGGCAAGCUGAGCUGUAUCACAUAGAAUUAAAGCAGUAAUUUUCAGUUUGAAUAGAUCAGGUUUAGGCCUCCCUUGAUAAUUCUGAUUCACAGCUAGCUUUAGCAAA